This is a messenger RNA of Cyclocybe aegerita, 1371 nucleotides long. The record is from the annotation of a GenBank genome assembly. NCBI's taxonomy places the organism in Eukaryota, Fungi, Basidiomycota, Agaricomycetes, Agaricales, Hemipholiotaceae.
AUGGCAUCUCACGAACUAAUUGACGCGCAAUUCGAUCGGGCGGUCGAAAUUGUGCAAAGUCUACCCAAAACUGGCCCUAUCCAGACCGACUACGAAGAGAAGUUGACUAUGUACAGGAGGGACCCUGAGCUCGAUACUGACCUCACUCCAAAAGCAACUGUCGGAAAUGUACAAAAUCCUCGACCAGGGAUGUGGGACAUGCUUGGAAGGGCAAAGUGGGAUGCCUGGGCCAAACAUAAAGACUUGGAUCCUUAUGAAGCCAAAUGGCUCUACGUAGAAGCUUUAUUAAAGGUUCUUCGCAAGUACUCUGAUAAGACCAUUGCUAUGAACCUCGUGGAAGAGUUGGAAUCAUAUGCAGGCGAUCCCUCGGCCCUUGUCAUGAGCCGCAGCACGUUGUCCAAGUCUCCUGCCUCCGACGGCUCUGGUUCAACAGUUUCUGACGGUCAUGUUCCAAUUCCGGGGGCACUCCAUCAACCAGAGAAUGCCCUUGAACAAGGAGAUGAAACUGAAUCUACAUCCGAAGAAGAGUCUGAAGAUGAAGCUCAUGAACUCCCACCAGUCAGCAAUACCGGAAGGGCGUCUGUGGAAAACCGCCCACAAUCUUCGCUGUCCUCGCAACGCUACCGCACCCCUCUUGCAGGAUCUCUUGCCAUGUCUCCUCCCCCGUCUCACCUACAGCGCUCUCUAUCUCAACAACCGCAACCCACCUUCGAAACGCCGUCUGCCUUUGCCGAACCUAUACCCCACGCGACCAGUACUCCUCCUUCUUCCUAUCACCAAUACUACCCCGAAGCCCAUGCACACCGCGGAAAGGCCCCGUCUCGUGGUCAGAUGCACCCUCAGUCGCCGUACUUCGAUACGAACCAACAGCGGCCAAUGACGGAAUUAGAACGGGCUGUAGAAAACGUGCAAGUUCAUCUGGCUGCACUGUCGGAACGCCUUGAAACUCUGGAGUCGCGUUCUUUGCUUCUCUCGCGUUCGAAUAUGGCCGGCAGCCCUCGACGCGGAGGAGGAUCUCCUUCGUGGCGUGGUGGAUACCGAUCCCCAAGAGAUGGGAAUGGAGCCCCGCAAUGGGAUAUUGACGACCUCGGAAUGUGGUCCAUCGUCCUCAAUCCGUUGUCUCGUGGACUGGACCGCCUUCGAGAAUUCGCGACCUUCUUUGCAACCAACGAGAAUCGCUCUCCGUCGAUGACCAUCAUCCGUCGACUGUGCCUUGACGUCUCUUUCUUGGUCUGCGUCGUUGCCGUUAUUGGCGCCGUGUGGAGAAAGAGCGGCGUUCGGAGACGAGAGGUCAAAGCUGCUCUCGUCGUUCUAUGGAGGGCAAUUAUUGGAUCGAAAUCGCAGAGAGAGCUUACACAGCGCGGGGUCUGA